This is a messenger RNA of Myiozetetes cayanensis, 3051 nucleotides long. It is a transcript of the gene RAB9A, whose product is annotated as RAB9A, member RAS oncogene family. Gene Ontology annotation, molecular function: GTPase activity; GTP binding. The record is from RefSeq and is a predicted model, not a curated record. Gene Ontology annotation, cellular component: late endosome; lysosome; phagocytic vesicle. Lineage: Eukaryota; Metazoa; Chordata; Aves; Passeriformes; Tyrannidae. Gene Ontology annotation, biological process: retrograde transport, endosome to Golgi; Rab protein signal transduction. The coding region runs from base 263 to 868 and encodes 201 amino acids. The transcript has 4 exons.
CCGGGAGCGGGGCCGGGAGCGGGGCCGGGAGCGGCGGCAGGAGCACCCACAGCCCCUUCCCGCGGGCAGGGAUCGGCCUCCCCAGCGCGCCCGGGAACGGCGGCAGUCCCCUUCCCGCGGUCUGGAGCCCAAUUUUUGGAAACUUGCAGAUCUGCUAUAAGCAACAAGUUUAGAGAUGUAAAAUCUCCACAAAUAAUGCUGAAUGACGAUUUAAACUGAACAAUUAAGGUCUAGGAAAUCAGGAGGAUCUCUUCCUCUAACAAUGGCAGCAAAAUCAUCACUCCUUAAAGUAAUAUUGCUGGGAGAUGGUGGAGUUGGAAAGAGUUCGCUGAUGAACAGAUAUGUCACCAACAAAUUUGAUGCACAGUUGUUUCAUACAAUAGGUGUGGAAUUCUUAAAUAAAGAGUUGGAAGUCGAUGGACAUUUUGUUACAAUGCAGAUAUGGGACACAGCAGGUCAGGAACGAUUUAGGAGCUUGCGGACUCCUUUCUAUAGAGGUUCUGACUGUUGCCUGCUAACCUUCAGCGUGGAUGACUCUCAAAGCUUCCAAAACUUAAGCAACUGGAAGAAGGAAUUCAUUUACUAUGCAGACGUCAAGGAGCCUGAAAGCUUCCCUUUUGUGAUACUGGGUAACAAAGUUGAUAUUGAUGAAAGGCAAGUGUCUACAGAAGAAGCCCAAGACUGGUGCAGGAAUAAUGGCAACCAUCCCUAUUUUGAAACCAGUGCAAAAGAUGCCACUAAUGUUGCAGCAGCCUUUGAAGAAGCUGUUAGAAGAGUUCUAGCCUCUGAAGAUAGAUCAGAUCACUUUAUUCAAACAGAUACAGUAAACCUUCAUCGGAAACCGAAACCCAGUUCAUCUUGUUGUUGACUUAAAUUUCUUUUUGCCAAAUUACUGUUGACUAGCUUGCUCUAUAAAUUAAUUGGGAAGGUGUAGUAGAUAAAAUAACAAGUGGGUUUCACUCUAAUAUUAAAAUUGUAAUAUUCUGCUGCUUUCAUGGGGGAGGAAAAAAAAUCUCCAUUCAUGAGUGACCUGUUACUGAAUUAGUGACACUUUCUGUUUAGGAAGAUGUCAAGUAAAAACAUAAUAUAAGAAUGUAAUUUGCCAACUUUACUCAAAUGAUAAAUACUUUGAAUAUAAUUAAAACUUGAAAGUUCUGGAAGCACUACUUUGGAGAAACUGUUCUGGAAUUCAGGCACAAAGAUACUUUUAUAUGUGUAUAUUUUUAUGAAAUCAGCAUUCCACUUUUGUUUCAUUAGACAUCAGAUUCUUAACAAUGCUAGAUAUUAAACUUCAGUCUCACUACAUUCCUUUUGCUGUGAGUGGUACUUCAUCUCUAAAGUGUUUAAUAUAAGUUAACAUAAAUUACCUCCAGGUCUUCUAAUUGCCUAAUGUUGCUGUAAUUUGUGUAGGUUUUUAAGUAGGAAAUAAAUUUCCUACAGAUUCAGUGUUCAUUUUCUUUUCAUUUACUCUUCUAAUGCUGCACUAAUUUUUCCAGCAGUUUAAUUCAAAAUACUGAUGAUUUUUAAAGCUAAUGUGUCUGCCUUAAGUCCAUUCUGGCAUUUCUGAUUAAUAAGGUGAAAAAUCUGAGUAACUUAAGUAUAAACAUUUUUCGAAAAAGAAAUGCUUUAUUCAGUCAGCUUUAACAGCACUUGAAAGGAUCCACAUUAUGACAUUUUUUAGGAAAAUUUUUAGUGUACAGCCUUAAUGUUCCAAACCUCUUGUUCCUAUUAACCUGAGCUAUGAAUGUGUUGACCAGUAAUAACCUGCACUGUGAAACUAAGGAUUGGCAAUAUGUAGAGAACUCAGGAAGCUUACAGUGGAUUUUGACAGCGUUCAGUGUAAUACAAGUAUAUAACUAUAGAUAGUGUUUGAGCUGAAUUUGAUCCUUAUUUAAAUUGCUAUUUUAGGAUAUGGACUUGUACAUUUAAGAUAAUAUCUUUUUUAUUAUUGAACUCAUAAUGACGAACAGGAGCAAAUUCUGUAUUUAAUGAAGUCUUUUUUGCAGUCAUGCAGACAAAACCACAGAAAAUGUAUUUGAGGCUUUCAGUUGCAGUUUGUGAUAGAAUACUUCUGUGAGAAAUUGUUCAAUAUUGGCCCUCAGAGUAACCACUGUCCUUGCAGUAGCAAAACUGAUAGUGCACUGUUGCUUCUAUCUGGAAUUGACUGCUAAGAGGCACACAUGUACACAUGUUGUGGACUGAAAAAGGAAGUCUGAGGCCUGUAGGACAGGCCAUGUUAUUCAUUACACAACUGCUUUCUGUACAGCAACUUUUUUGUUCCAAUAGAAAAGCCUUUCUUGAGAGUAUGAUACCAGCAAGCAUUUUCUCUUGAAGUAUCUGAUCAGUCUGUACCAGGUGUACUUAUUUGGAAGUAAAGCUUGCAAAAACAAACCCUCCUUGUCACUCUUAGUACACUUUUCUGAAUGUAUUGUAUUCUUGAUUGAACUUGUCCAGUGCAACUUUACUCUGUAGAUCUGCUACUCCUGCUUAAAAGUGACAUCAUCUUACCUUUUGUGCAUUUCUAAGGCUGAUUCAUUCUUGCAGUCCUGCAUAUACAGCAACAGAACUGUGUUUUAAGCUUCAGUCACUGAGCAGCUAAAUACAGGUUGAACUGCUACUUCUGUUAUGUUUAAUUUCUAGUCAAUGAAUGAUCUGUGAAGAAAAUCGUAGCUAAAUGGCUCCUAAUCUUAGUAUGAGAGAACAAAAAGCUUUAGAAAUGAAGGUUGUUUGCAUUAGGGGCCACUAAGCCAGUGACAUGAAAUUGUUGUACAACUACUACCUUACUACUAAACGCUUCCUUUAACAUUCAUUUUAGCAGAGCUUAAGGUUGAAACAAAAUAGGAGCUGAAGAUACUGUGACUAGAGUAUAUGACUGUAGAUAUCCUUAAUUUUUUCCUUUUAGCAAUUUUAUUUGAAUGAUGAGAACCACUGUGGUCUUUCUUGUGCCCAGGCAUCCAUCUGUGUCUUCCCAUCUGUCCCCUUUCCACGUAACAUCAUGGUUACCAAGCCUCCAUCUGAGAAUUAGGCUUAAUAAAGUUAAAUAAAACAUCA